AUGCGCGGCACCACACUCAAGGAAAAGGAGAAUGCAGGGUUAAGGCAGCCACUGCGUACGCAGGCUUCCGGAGCACCAACGGCCGCGAAAGGAGUCCCCAAAGCCCCCACAGCGGGCAGCGCACUUCCCGAAAGCUCACUCCACAAAUACGGGCCAUCCGCUCUCAAGAAGGUGGCGAGCGCUCAACAAGGGAAACUUCCGCUGUCGCCAAAGUCAGGACAUCCCAAUGAAGCUCAAAGCCGCCCGGCUCCUCUGCAACAGUCACAGCUUGCGAAUGGAAAUAAUGGAAUGCAUCGAUCGACUGGAGGGGGUUAUGGAUCCCCAAAGGCGGCGAGACCAAAUGAGAACGCGAGCGCGGGCGCUGUGGUAAAUCAGGGACAUGCGGAGCGUGAAUCGUCCAGCAGCAACGGAUCAGACGGAAAGAAAUGGAACCUUGACGAUUUCGACGUAGGGAGAGCUCUCGGCAAGGGAAAAUUUGGACGCGUCUACUUGGCCCGUGAGAAGCGGAGUGGAUUUGUGGUCGCUCUGAAAAUCCUCUUCAAGCAUGAGUUAGCGACGGCGAGAGUGGAGAAGCAGUUACGACGUGAAAUUGAGAUUCAGUCGCACUUAAGGCACCCCAAUAUCUUGCGGCUGUUUGGCUAUUUCUACGAUGCCAAACGAGUUUACUUGAUUCUCGAGUAUGCGGCAAAGGGAGAGCUCUACAAACAGUUGAGGAAAUACAGCCGAUUUCCAGAGAAUCGAGCAUCAAAGUAUAUUGGUCAGAUGGCGAGCGCACUUGGGUAUUUACACAAGAAAAACGUCAUCCACCGUGAUAUCAAGCCAGAAAACCUGCUUCUGAGCAUGAAAGGGCAGCUCAAAAUCGCUGACUUUGGAUGGUCCGUCCACGCUCCCAACGCCCGCCGACAGACCCUCUGUGGAACUCUCGACUACCUUCCCCCGGAGAUGGUCGAAGGCCGCGAACACACCUCCGCCGUCGAUUUGUGGUCUCUCGGCGUCCUCAGCUACGAGUUUCUCGUUGGCGUUCCACCGUUCGAGGACCACACGUCGUAUCGAGCGACCUAUAAACGUAUCGCCCAGGUGGAUCUGAAGUUUCCUGCGUACGUGAGUAAGGAGGCUGAGGACUUUAUCAGAAAGCUGCUGCAAUACGUCCCAGAGAAACGUCUUCAGCUACCCGCCGUCAUCAGACAUCCUUGGCUUACCCGAUACAAUACGGCACAAGAGUUGGGACUGGAUGCCGCCGAAGGCGCUAUGCUAGGAUGUCCAGCCGUCCCCAAUGAUGAUUGA
Molecule: messenger RNA, 1284 nt
Organism: Fimicolochytrium jonesii
Lineage: Eukaryota; Fungi; Chytridiomycota; Chytridiomycetes; Spizellomycetales; Powellomycetaceae
Product: serine/threonine kinase
Exons: 7
Coding region: 1-1284 (427 amino acids)
Biological process (GO): protein phosphorylation; regulation of cytokinesis; mitotic spindle organization
Cellular component (GO): spindle pole centrosome; spindle microtubule; chromosome passenger complex
Molecular function (GO): ATP binding; protein kinase activity
Source: RefSeq, a predicted model, not a curated record